This is a messenger RNA of Acanthochromis polyacanthus (spiny chromis), 2454 nucleotides long. Its product is annotated as syncoilin. The transcript has 5 exons. Lineage: Eukaryota; Metazoa; Chordata; Actinopteri; Pomacentridae. The coding region runs from base 222 to 1268 and encodes 348 amino acids. Gene Ontology annotation, cellular component: intermediate filament. The record is from RefSeq and is a predicted model, not a curated record.
GUGAUCCCAGCACUGACACAGUUUGCUGAUGCCCCGUGGGGGGUUUGAGAGGGUCUUAGAUAGAGUUUCUCCCGUGCCUCCGGUGUUAUUAAUAAACAUAAAGUGUGCCUCUGUUUUCCCGGAGACAGACACACUCCAGAGCUCUCCUUAAUGCCAGAGGAAAACUGUGUUCAUAGCUGUCUGAACAUCUGUCCCGGCUGUCACCUCCAACAAAACUUGUCAUGGAAAAUCAAAGAUCAGCAGAGGAUGGAAAAGACACGACAUCUACUCAGGACUCACACAUCACACAAAGCAGCCGUACUGACUCUGAAACAGAGACCGCCUUCCCUGUACAUGAGCGCACACAACACCCCAUAGUACAGAUGGACCAGGUGGACAUGGACGAUCUGGGACAAUUUUUCGAGCACUGCAUCCAGCAAGUGUCUCUACUGGAGAAGCAGAGAGAAGAGCUGAUCCAAGAGCUCCUUCUCCUGCAGGAACCCAUGCAGCGAGUUGUGGAGCACCUGAGAGGGAAGCUGAUGGGAACACGGAAACUGCUCACUCUGGCUCAGCUGGAUUAUAUUGCUGUUUAUGAAGAAGUGCAGCAGGUGAAGAGGAAACUGUUUGCCACGACCAGAGACUGCAUCCAGAGCCAGGUGACGCUGGCUGCACGUGAAUACGAAGUGGCUCAGUCUGCUGUUACAAAGGAGGAGCUCAAGGCCCAUAUCCAAAGUCUGACCCAGGAGUUGUCCCAGCUGCAGGAGGCCCACCAGAACCAGCUCAAUGCGCUCAGAGACAGGGCCACUAAACUCUGCAGGCCCAGGGCCAUGAGCGAUGUCAGCCAGUGCCGCCAGGCUUCCAUCAGGCUACAGCGGAGGCUCAGCGGCAGCGUGAGGGCACUGGAGGGCUGGUACGAGCCUCGCCUCAUGGCCCUGCUGAGGAGAAGGCAGGCUGGUGAGGAGGCUUUGAGAAGGAGCAGGGAACAAGCAAUGGACCUGAGGGCCAGUUUGCAGCCUCUCACAGAGGACAUCCAGAGACUGGAGGUGCAAAGAUCCUGUCUGGAACAGAGGAUCACUCUGAUGGAGAAUGAGAGGCAGGAGAGCAUCGCACAACACAAGGAGACUGUACAGAAACUAAAAGAGACUCUGAGAGAUCUAGAAGUGGAGUUUGAAAUUCAAAGAAAAUCUAAGACAGCUUUAGAGGAUCUUACAGACGGGCUUUCAACAGAGCUGACAUUUCUGAGAGGCUGUGAUGAACAAAGAGAAACUAUUGCAGAGGAAGAGCCUUAAUGCUCCACUGACCGUUACUAACCAGAGAAGUUACAUCUGACCAAACUACAGCACUGUAUUUACAUUUAAUGUUAAAGAAAAACUUACACUCAACAAAAAUAUAAACACUACACUUUUGUUUUUGCUCCCAUUUUUUAUGAGAUGAACUCAAAUAUCUAAAACUUCUUCCACAAACACAAUAUCACCAUUUCUCUCAAAUAUUGUUCACAAUCUGUCUAAAUCUGUGACAGUGAGCACUUCUCCUUUGCUGAGAUAAUCCAUCCCACCUCACAGGUGUGCCAUAUCAAGAUGCUGAUUAGACACCAUGAUUAGUGCACAGGUGUGCCUUAGACUGCCCACCAUAAAAGGCCACUCUGAAAGGUGCACUUUUGUUUUAUUGGGAGGUCCACUCCUUUUCAAUGGCUGCGCAAAGUUGCUGGAUAUUGGUGGGAACUGGUACAUGCUGUCGUAUACGCCGAUCCAGAGCAUCCCAAACAUGCUCAAUGGAUGACAUGUCAGGUGAGUAUGCCCCCUCCCCUCAAUAAAACAAAACUGCACCAUUCAGAGUGUCCUUUUAUUGUGGGCAGUCUAAGGCACACCUGUGCACUAAUCAUGGUGUCUAAUCAGCAUCUUGAUAUGACACACCUGUGAGGUGGGAUGGAUUAUCUCAGCAAAGGAAAAGUGCUCACUAUCACAGAUUUAGACAGAUUUGUGAAUAUUUGAGAGAAAUGGUGAUAUUGUGUAUGUGGGAAAAAGCUUUAGAUCUUUGAGUUCAUCUCAUAAAGAAAUGGGAGCAAAAAUAAAAGCGUUGCAUUUAUAUUUUUGUUGAGUGUAAAUGCAAAAUAAUGCAGAUGUGGAUAUAUGCUUAUAGCCCUAUUAUUCGUAUUUUACAAAAUAAUACAUUUGCAUGCAAUUUCCAACUGCAGAGAAGGAACAACAGCUUUACUGUAAAUAUUUUAUUAUGAAUAUAUUUAAGUACACAAGAGAUCAAAUGCAGCACAGAAGAACAUAAAAUGUAGAGAAAACAAAAUCACAUACAAGGGACACAACGCACAAUCUGGAAAAGUCAUACUACAAAUAUCAAGCAAAGAAAAAGAAAGCCCUACAGUAUGUACAAUUAUAUUCAAAAUGGAUCUCAGUAGAAAUGUUUUCUGCAAGACUAAUCAGGAUAAAAAAAAACAACCCGAUUGAUGAUGGACACGUCUGA